UUUUCUGCUCAUCACUGGUCGAUCACUGGUCUUGCCUGUUCUUGAUACUGUACCGUCCGAUCCGCGCUGUUGCUGCGUUUGCCGCCUCCUGCGUCAGCGGGUUUCCGCUUUUCCGCAUAGGCAGCGUCGGAGUGCAGCCUCGAUGCACGGAGAGCGCCACGCCGCUCGCAUGAGAGCUCGGCUUCAGAGCUGACCUGGUGGACGAUGCAAUGUUAGCUCCCCGCGAUUUCGGUACUCUCUAGGUUAGCUGGAUUGCUUUUCGAGUAGGAGCUAACUGCAGCAUAGUAACGAGAAUUUUAGUCGCUUAGUAUUCGCUUCCGUUAUCGACCGUGCUCUUUCCCCCGCCGUACUAAAGCCGUGCUAAUGGCGUGUCUGUAAUAUUCUAAGGACGAGGUCAUUAGUCUAGCGACGUGACGUAAUUUUCGAAGCCCGCGGUGAUCGGCUAAGCCGGCCAUUAACCACAAUACCUCUACCAAUAAGCGGGCCGCUCGUUACGAGUCUUCCAGUAAGAAACGCCUUGCCACGCCAUCGCCAGACUGAAUAGUCUCAAGCCAGUAAUAGCUCGACCUGUCAGCCCCGUGGCUUCUGACCUGCCGACUGAUGAACUAGCAUCCUGCGAGUGUCGAAAGCUCGAAUUAGUAAGCCUUUCCGGUGUUAGUACUUAGUAUUGACCUUUAUCCUCUUGUAUUUUGAGUCGACUCAAAAUACACCUUUCCGGUGUUAGUAUUGACCAUAAUCCUCUACCGUACUGCGUGUCGACUUGGUGACUGCGUGAGCCGAUCAGGGAGAGCGGCGAGGCGCCAUGGGGUUUUAUCCCAGCAUCAUCUUCGGGUUCGUGACGGGGAUCGUCGUUCUAGCGGGGAUCAAAUACAUUCAGAAAAGGCGACAGGCGCAGCGCGUUCGUAAGAUGGUGGACCUGGCGAUGCUGUCGUGCGUGAACAAGGAGGACCUGCGAAAGCUCAUACCCAAGGAGCUCUACCCCUCCUGGGUGCAGUUCCCGGAGUUCGAGCGGGUCGAGUGGAUCAACUACUUUCUCAGGGAAGUCUGGCCCAAGCUCAAAGAGGCCAUCUCAGGCGCGGUGAUGGUGCAGGUGGAGCCCAUUCUGGACAGCUACCGCCCCGCCAUGAUCUCCUCGCUCAAGCUCACCAAGUUCAACCUCGGCCACUUCGCCCCGCAGCUCGGAGGAAUCGACGUGGUGGAGACGAAGGCGGACGAGGUGGUGCUGCACGUGGACUUCAACUGGGUGGGCGACCCCUCCAUCAUCCUCUCCAUCAAGACGCUCGUGGGGGUGGCGCUGCAAGUGCAGACGCUCGUGGGGGUGGCGCUGCAAGUGCAGGUGAAGAACCUUCAGAUCUGGGGAGUGUUUCGAGUGGCCCUCACACCGCUCAUCACCAGCAUCCCCUGCUUUGGCUCCGUCGUCUUUGCUCUCACCACCAAGCCCGAGAUCAAUUUCACUCUCAAGGUGGCGGGGGGGGACAUGACAGCCGUGCCUGGCCUGGGAGAUGCCCUGGACGAUCUGAUUCGCACAGCCAUCACGGAUUCGCUGGUGUGGCCUGUGCGCCACGUCAUCCCCAUUGUGCCCGGCAACUAUGACUACCUGCAGAUGCGCACAGUGGGCGUGCUAGAGGUGAAGCUGGUGGAGGGGCGGGAUCUGCGCAACCUGGCGCUGCUAGGGACCAUCGACCCCUACGCCACGCUCUUCGUGCGCCCCAUCCCCUCGCGCACGCGCCGCAGCAGAACCAUCCCCAACUCGGUGAACCCGCUGUGGAACCACUCGUUUGAGUUCAAGGUGGAGGACCACGAGACACAGAGACUCGUCAUCAAGGUGUGGGACGACCAGGAGCUGACGGCAUCGCAGCCGGUGGGUGAGGCAGCCAUAUCGCUGGUGGACCUGCCGGUGCUCAAGCUGGCGGACCGCUGGGUGCCGCUCGUCAAAGACGCCGACGACCCCAAGGCCGACACCCGUCCCAGAGGCUCGAUCCACCUGGAGCUGCUGUACCGCCCGGUGGACGAAAACGGGGUGCUGCUGGCCCCGGCCUACUUCACCCCGCCGGCGCCCAAGACGCUGCAGGAGGCAGCGGCAGCAGCCAACGCGGCGGAGGCACGGAAGACCCGGCAGUCAGGGGUGGGGUUCCUGAGCCCCAUCAAGGCGCAGCAGCAGGAGGACGGCGAGGGCGGCGAGGGGGACGUGCCGUCCAUGGCUCUGGGCGGCGAGCAGGGGGGGUUGGCGGGGGAUGAGAGCGAUCAGAAGUACAUGAGGGGCGUGCUGCAGGUGGUGCUGGUGUCGGGGCGGGAGCUGGUGGCGUGCGACAUGAAUGGGCUCAGUGACCCGUUUGCCGUGCUGGAGCUGCAGCUGGGUGGGCAGAGGCGCAAGUCGAGGGUGGUGAAGAAGACGCUGGAGCCGGAGUGGAACGAGAGCUUUGAGUUCCUCGUGGAGGACGGCAAACACGACAUGCUCGUGCUCGCGCUCUACGACCACGACCUGCUCGGCAAGAAGGAUAACAUGGGUCGGUUGGGGGUGAGUCUGACGAGAGUAAUGAUGGAGGGUCAUAUCGAGAGUGAGUUCCAACUCUUGGAUGCCCCUCAUGGAUGGAUAAAGCUGAAGCUAACAUGGAAGCCUGUGCCAUAGACUCUAGUGAAGUUUGCUCUUUUACUGGAUGGUGUGGUGCAUGGAGCUAAAAUUCAAUUGUAUUAACAAGUUCAGUUAACUCUUACGGUACUAGGAAUAUAAGCAGUGACCAUUG
Messenger RNA from Closterium sp. NIES-67, 2744 nucleotides. The record is from the annotation of a GenBank genome assembly. Lineage: Eukaryota; Viridiplantae; Streptophyta; Zygnematophyceae; Desmidiales; Closteriaceae.